Macrobrachium nipponense is the source of this 4046-nucleotide messenger RNA. RefSeq names its product dnaJ homolog dnj-5-like. The transcript is spliced from 9 exons. The record is from RefSeq and is a predicted model, not a curated record. NCBI's taxonomy places the organism in Eukaryota, Metazoa, Arthropoda, Malacostraca, Decapoda, Palaemonidae. The coding region runs from base 26 to 3097 and encodes 1023 amino acids.
AUGACUUUUUUAUUACUUAGGUGGUAUGAUGCCCGGCAGUGAGGAGCGUUGGCGUGAAAGAUCGGGUCCUACUGCUGGAGCCCUGGGUCAUCUCAUAGAGCGUAUGACAAACGACUUUACUCCUCAACAUGAUUCUCAACGUUUCCAACCUGGAUUUGUUCCUUCUGCAUCACCACCUUGGACAACAGCAGGCCAAGCUCCUCUCACCAGUCAGAUGACGCCAUUGCAAUCACCUCAUGCCAGUCUUGGUUCACAGAUGUCCCCGCAGAUGCAAUCCACACAUACCAACCUUGGGUCACAAGUGUCUUCAAUGCAACCAUCUCAUGGAAAUAUGGGUCCUCAAAUCACAUCUCUUCAGCCAUCAACAACAAGUGCACCAGGUACAAUGCCUCUAGGCUCUCAAAUUGGUGGACCAGGACCCAGAAGCUACUCUGUAAGUCAAGAUCCUUUUGACCUUGGUGGGGGUCGAAGUCCUCUUUUGAGGUCUUCAUCUGAUCUAGGUCUGCGUCUGAGCAACUUCAAUGAUGGCACAAUGGAUGGUUACAUGGAUUCAAGUAGAGACUCAAUUGACAGUAUGCUUGUAGGAAGCCAUGACUCUGCUUUUUUCCCAGAGGUGCAAAGGGGACCCUGUGUAUCAUCUGGAACCCCUCCUCCACCACUACCAGGAGAUCCCCAAGGUCUAGCUCCAUCACCAGUAUCACAGACUGACUUCAGUUUCUACACAAAUGAACAUGAAAGGUAUAUGGAAGGGGUAAGUGUCAACAACAUUACUGCAAAAUUUUCUAAUUUUACUGCUACCCUUGGAAGUUGGUUUAGUCCAUUUGACCCAUUCCGAAGUAAUCUUAAUGUAGGGGAUACAAAAGCUCCAAGUGUGUCGCAAUCCUCAUCAGUUGGUGUGGUACUUGAAACAUUGGGUUCAGACACACCAAUUUCUACACAAUGCAGUGUUGGCAGUAGUGGAGUGCAGAUAACUGGAAGUCAACCAACAAGAACAAGUAAACCAUCUUAUUCUGAUGUGCUAAGCAAGAACACUGCCCCAGAUGGUCGUCUGAAUGCUAGUUGUGCUGGUUUAAACAGUCGGAGCAGUAGCAGCAACAGCAAUAGUAGUAAUGGUAAUCUGACUCAUCCUCCUCAGUCACCAUCACCAGGACCAACAGCUUCACGCCCUGAUCACCAGAAUAGGAACCAGUCUGGUAAAAGUAAGUCGAAAGCUCGCAAUUCAAAUAGCUUGGGAGCAAGUGCCAGCAGCAACAGCAACAUCAUCAAUAAUAACAACAAUGGCAAUCAUAAUAAGUCUAGUGAAAAGGGUGAUGGACAUGUUUCCUCUCGUGUUGGGUUGGAUGAAUUCUGCCUAAAUGAAGUCAGUCUGAGUAAUGGGCGAAUAAGUGCCUAUGAACAUUAUGACUGGGGAGAAAAAAUUGAAAGUACCCCUGGAUAUGGUCUGUCAUCUGUUUACAAGGCUUCAGCUAACAGCCCUACUCACCAAGGGAAGAAGAGCUCUUUAAAAGGCGACAUUAAGAAAAACACACCAGAAAAAACUGGCAAUUGUAUUCCAGCUGAUGAAAAUGUACGUGGGAAUGAUCAGCUCAACAACAAAGUAAGCUCUACCCAACAAAAACAACCACCAAGAAGACCUUCCUACAUUAACAACAAUUUGAAUGCUGCAAAUUUAGCCUCAUCAGCAACAAGUCCUACAACACUCUCUGGAAAUAAUUUCAGCUCUGAUUCUGCUACCAUCACCACUGCAAGUAGUAGUAGCACAUCUGUAAAUCAGUCUAAUAACAAUAACAAUAAUGAUUGCAGCCGAAGUGAUGGAAACAAGAAAGGCAGUCAUUUGACUAAAGAAGAUAAGAAAUCAUUUGGAAUCGAAGAGGCCAACAAUUUAAAUAGUGCCGGAAGUCGAACUAGUCGAAGUAAAGUAAAUGCAACUAAUGGCAGGAGUGACAGAAUUCGUGAUAAUCAGCCGAAGAGGUCAGCAAAGAAGAGGAGAACACCAUCAAUCUUCCAUUCAGAUUUAGCUGUAGCUGGUUGGGCUGUAGCUGUUCAGUGGGUUGGCCUUGUCAUGCAAGUGGUCGUCUGGCUUGGCACCCUCUCUGCAGAUGUGGUUGUCAUGAGCACCCAGUUAUUUUUACAUAUGAUGACCUUGCUAUGGGCAAAGCUACUGGAAUACUGGAACCUUUUUAAAACCUGCACACGUUACUAUUGGACAAAACUCACUUCGACCUUCAAAAAGACAGAAAAGGAAGAGAAAAAAAUCCCUGGACGUGAAAAGAAAGUGCCAAGAGGCCUUGAAUGUAAUAUUCCAUUACCAACAAGUGGUGAAGAAGCAAUGAAACGUCUUUUGGCAUGCAAAGGGAAAGAUCCAUACAGCAUAUUAGGGGUGACGCAGGAAUGUUCAGAUGAUGACAUCAAGAAAUAUUAUCGAAGACAGGCCUUCCUAGUACAUCCAGAUAAGAACAAACAACCUGGAGCUGAAGAGGCCUUUAAGAUUGUAGCUCAUGCGUUUGAAAUUAUAGGCGAGCCUGAAAAAAGACGAGAAUAUGAUGCUCGCUUAGCUGAAGAAGUACAGUUAGAAGGAGCUUGGGGUGAGCUGGCGUCACUUCUUACUCGAUUACAAGAAAAAUUGGAUGAGGCAGCCAAUACAAUACGAUGUACUAACUGUAAUAAGAGACAUCGUAGAACUAAACUUCCAAGGCCUAUCUAUGCAGCCAGGCAUUGUACAGAAUGUCAAAUUCAUCAUGCAGCUCGAGAGGGUGAUAUCUGGGCUGAAAGCACACUACUUGGGUUACGGUGGAGAUACUAUGCUUGUAUGGAAGGAGCCGUGUAUGACAUAAGUGAGUGGGCAGCGUGCCAGAGUGAAAAUUUGAAACAUCUCCAAGCAAACACCCACAGUGUUCAAUAUCGAAUUGUUUCUGGAAAGAAGAACCCGCCUUCUAAAAACAAUACUCCCGAGUUCCCAAGUGAUCCAGAUCUGGAGGAAUUCUUCAAUAACCUAUGUAAAGAAAAGUUUGGCAAGAGUUAUGCAUCGGGAAACAACCAGGCAGGAAACCAGCAGAUGCCAGAUAUGCGUAAAAGGAAGGGCAAGAAGAAGAAGUAGAUCUCCUGCAUGACAUCUUCCAACUGCAUAUUUUGAAUUAGGUACAUCUCAUAUAAAAGGUUAAGAAAUAUCCACAGUGAAAGCUUAUGGUGGCUAUUUUUGUUCUGUACUUUGAAGCUGCGGUAUAAAGAAAUAUGGAGCUGCGGUAGAAAGAAAUAUGAGCUUGCUUCCUCGACGCACCAGGAUUGACUACCGUAGGGAUCCCAGUAUAUUUCACUAUGCAGACCUGUUUGCAAGCAGUGCUUUUUUAUUUUCCUAGUUGUAUUAAAAAUUAAAGAAACGGUUAAGUUUUAUUUUUUCUUUGAUAUUGGUUUUCCAUGUUGUACAAGAUUUUAUAACAUUUCACAUCAAAGAUACAAUGUAAAAUUUGUUUCAAACCAAUCAAUUUACCUUGAUUUUAAAAUUGCAAGUUGUCAGUUUUAAUUUAUACUUUUGUACCAUGUACUACUGAUUGUGGUAUUGUUAAUUUAGAUGUCAAUAGCCAUAUCUUUUUAAUAGCCAAAUUAUAUUAUUUGGUGUUUAUCCUGAGAAAGUUAGGGCUUUGCAACAUGAAUGUAAAAUACAAAUAAAGGUAUUUUUGGCAUAAAAUGUCCUCUUUAAUAGUUCUGUUAAAAGAACUUUUAUCAUUAUUUUGACAUAAUCAGUUAAAGAUUGCAUUGCCAGAUUUGAUAAGAAAAUAAGAAGCGUAUAUAUAAAUAAAUGAAUAAAUAUAUUAUAUAUAUAAUACUGUACUGUAAACUUCCUUAGGUGGAAUUGUAAAUUUUGCCUAAUUUGGGGGAGGCCUUUGAUGAUGUGAUUUCAUAGAUUUUAUCUAAGUUUUGAGUAGUUUCAAAUACAUUCACACCUCUAUCCAGGAACAACUACCAUUGUGUAGUUACACCUUUUUUCUCACAUGUGAUGGGCAACUGCUGAUUAUUUUUCUGUUAAUAUAGAAGCUGUAACUAUUGAA